GUGAGUGCAUGAAGUUCACAAACUGAAGUAGAAACACAUCAACAGGGCCAUCUCAAAUAGUGAUGGACAGUGUAGAUAAAAGAAUAAACGCUUAUUUAGUUUUUUAGUUGAGGAAGCUCCCAUUGGUCAGUGGGUGCAGUAUGCAAAUGAGGACAGCUACGUCAUAUCCUGAACUUGAGCGCCAUUUUUUCCUCCAUAGAGAAAGAAAGGGACAAAAGCUAGACCAAAAAUAACUUAUCUCCGGAGGGGGUUCGCAAACAUUUACUUUAAUAUUUGACUACAUUACUUAUAGAGUAGUGUGUCUGCACGGAGUGCGCCGAUCUGAUGAGUAUCUCUGCGCAGCGGUUUCAGCGGGCGCAGUUUACCGACACACACACUUGAGGGCGGGUGGAAGUGGAAAACGUUAACCCUGUCGGAGGUGGCACAGCGACAACUAACGUCGACCAACACUGAAAUUGGACGAGGCUUUGUGAGGAAUAUGUAUCAGGCCCCUGUUGGAAAUGUUGAGACCAUCCGUAAGGCACGUAGGGCUGUGAAAAACAUCCUAUGUGAGAUUGGCUUGGAGGACUGCCAAAAACAUCUGAAGGAACUUAAAGAAAACUCUGAGAAGGAUGAAGAUGAAGAAGAGGUGUUUGAGGACACAGAGUGGUUCAAUUUUACAGAUGGAUACAAUGGCAGACUACACAAAAAAUGGACUUACCGGUCUCGGGCUCUGUGUUGUAGCAUGUGCAAGUACUCCUCACAAAACAUCUAUAACUUCAGGAGCCAUGUUUCACGCUGCCAUGAAUAUGUGCAGGCAUUCUGUGCAUUGGCACUCUGUUCUCAGUGCUCCUACAUCGGCAACCCCAAGGAUCUCAAGAAACACAUGCUGUUCUUUCAUGCCAAAUUCACCCCUCAUGUCCAACCAGCAAGGGAAAGCAUAGUACCCACCCAUCGUGGAAAUGAGAGGUAUCAAUGCAGAAAAUGUGGAUACCCAAGUUCUUCUAUAUUUGCAAUGAAGAAGCACAUCAUUCUCAAGCACCUUGAGGGUUUAACAGAACAGUAUAUUGGCUACAGAUUACACACUCAAGGCGGCACAUCUACAAGGGUCUACUGCUGCAAGAUGUGUAAGGGGAACACCGGAAACCUAGACCAAAUGUUGCACCACAUGCUGGUUUCACCGGCACAUUAUUCGGUCAGCACACAGGUGCAGAAUUUAAUUCAUGAGAACAAGAAUUAUACCAUUAAACCUACAGCCAAUGGAAAUGGCGUGUUUCUGACGUUUCCAAAUAUUGCCCCUAAACUACAGCAGCCUCACUUGUUAAACAGUAAGCCUCUGGUUUUACCAAGCAAUGGCCAGCAUGCUGGAACUGUAUUGACAUUACAAGGACCUCCAAACAGUACAACUCUCAUAUGUUCCCCUGGAUCCAAUCAAGCUUUUCUGCCUCCUCAAGCAUCGGCCCUAGUGCAGCUGGCCAGUGCUGAAGCUAAAGGUUUGCUUCAGCCUGGUGCCACAAUAGCUCUUCGAAGUGCUUUGCCUCAAGGACCCUCCAUGGUCCAGAUUCCCACAGUGUCUAACAUGUCUCUUAAACAGGCACCACUAACCCUGGCACCUCAACCACAACCACAACCGCAAUCAAAUCAACUAGCGCAACAAAUCCUUCUUCCAUCAGGACUGCAGGCCAACAUGGCGUCUGGUCCUGGGACUGUAUCUAAACCAGCUGUGGCUGCACAAAAUGCAUCAGCAAACCAAAUGUCAUUGCAAGGCACCAUGCUGACUUCACAGUCUCUGCUGAGUCACCUAAUCCCAACUGGCAACAAAGUAAAUGGCAUGCCAACGUACACAUUUGCACCUCUGCAGGUUGCGAUGCCUUCCUCUCAGAGCACAAGUACCCCUCUUAAACCUGUCGAACAAGUGAGCAACUCAUCACAAACAAAAAAGUGGAUUACCUGUCCCCUCUGCAAUGAACUUUUUCCCUCUAAUGUAUUUGAGAUGCAUACAGAGGUGGCUCAUCAGACAAAAUCCUCCACAAUCAAGACAGAAAGUGUGGCUGCUCGAGCAAAUUUCCUCAAGAAAAUGCCUGACAAGACUGUUAAAUGUCUAACAUGCAAAAUUCUGCUAUCAGAAAAGAGCGUCUUUCAACACUUGCUGCAUGGCCUGAAUUGUUUGUCUUGCUCAGCGACAUUCUUUUCAAUUAAACAGCUUACUGAACAUGUAAAGGUACACAAUCCUGCAAGCAAGGCCUACAGUGACUUCCUUAGGCAGAAAUACAGGGUGUACACUAAAAGCAUGGGAGGAAUCCUGUUCCCCCACUUCGAUGUCCACACUACUGGACCAAAAGAGGUUCUAGGAGAGCAUGAAGUUAAUCUGGCUCUGGUCACAAACUCACUUGACCUUAUCUACUUCAAGUUGCAGCCCAGCAGCCAGCCUGACAUCUGUUCCGCACCCGCAAAAAUCAACAGCUCAUGCUGUCCCUUCUGUGAUGAGAAGUUCCAUAACGAAGCCAAACACCUUCAGCAUUUGAAACAAAAACACUAUGUUGCCCCCACCAUUCAUGCAAUCUUAAAGACUGAGGCUUUUAAGUGUAUAUACUGCAAUGGAGUGUACACAGGAAAGGUCACCCAGCAGGCAGUAAUGCUCCACAUUCAACGGUGCCGCUGUUCACCAAAACAGCCACAGGUUCCUAAACCCAUAGGAGGGACUGAGGACUUGUCCAGUGGAAGAGGGGCACAACAACCACCCAAGCCACCUCAGCAGCUCACUCAGCCAUCAGGCCUGUACUUUCUCCAAGUGCCACAAGGGCUAACUAUUAAACAAACUUUGGCUCCAGCAAAAGUGAUUCCAGCACCACACUCUGUGACCCGACCCAGCGUUGGCCCUAAAGAAACUGAGGCAGAGAUGCAAUCCAAGAAAAGACUAGAGGCAGCAUGGAGGGAAGUUAUGGAGGCCAACAAACGAGAGAGAGAAGAAAAGGCAGCCAGGCGCAAAAAACAAGUGCAGGAAAAGCUGUUGCCCACACCAGAGCCUGAACCUCAAGUUGACCCCACCGUGAAGCUAGCUGUAGAACCCACCCUGAUUGAGCGCCGCUGCAGUGACGAGCGUAGAGAAUUCAUAUCCAAGUACUUCAAUGUUAACCCAUACGCGACCAAAGCUGAGAGCGAUGAGCUGUGCAAGAGACUGUCACUCACCAAAGGAGAGCUGGCAGCCCUCUUUAGUAAGAAACGUAGUAAGUGCAUGAAGACCCUGAAGAAGAACACUGCCGCUAUUCUCCUUGGCUUCAACAUGACUGAACUGAGCAAAGUGAAGCACAACCUCCUCAUCCCAGAGCAGAAGCCCCCCGAGCCAACGGAUGACACAGAAAAUGCUGACAAUGGCGAACCGGAACCAAUGGAUGAAAGUGAAAAUGUUUGUCCGGAUGAAGAACAGAUGGAGCAGAUGGAAGAAGUCCAGAAGUCCAGUGAAAUGGAGCACGCUGUUACUGCAAAUGAGUAAAAAAA
This is a messenger RNA of Sphaeramia orbicularis (orbiculate cardinalfish), 3477 nucleotides long. It is a transcript of the gene adnp2b, whose product is annotated as ADNP homeobox 2b. Lineage: Eukaryota; Metazoa; Chordata; Actinopteri; Kurtiformes; Apogonidae. Bases 479 to 3472 code for a protein of 997 amino acids. The transcript is spliced from 4 exons. Gene Ontology annotation, molecular function: DNA binding. Gene Ontology annotation, cellular component: nucleus. The record is from RefSeq and is a predicted model, not a curated record. Gene Ontology annotation, biological process: regulation of gene expression.